AUGGCCAGUAGCCUUGCCACAGCUCCACCCCUACCAGCUGUGGUGAUUUCCAGACCUCCCCCAGCACUGGGUGGGGACCAGGUCAGGAUCCUAAUCUUUCUGGUGCUGCUGACUUCCACAGCUACCCUCAGUGCUGCCCACACCCCUGUGUCCCCAGACUGCGGGAAGCCUCAGCAGCUGAACCGGGUCGUGGGUGGUGAGGACAGCAUGGAUGCCCAGUGGCCUUGGAUUGUUAGCAUCCUCAAGAAUGGUUCCCACCACUGUGCAGGCUCCUUGCUCACCAACCGCUGGGUGGUCACAGCUGCCCAUUGCUUCAAGAGCAGUGUGGACAAGCCAUCUCUGUUCUCAGUAUUGUUGGGGGCCUGGCAGUUGGGAAACCCAGGCCCAAGGUCCCAGCAAGUGGGUAUUGCUUGGGUGCUGCCCCACCCCAGGUAUUCUUGGAAGGAGGGAACCCGUGCAGACAUUGCCCUCGUACGCCUGGAACACUCCAUCCAGUUCUCUGAGCGGAUCCUGCCCAUCUGCCUGCCUGACUCCUCUGUCCGGCUCCCUCCCAACACUGACUGCUGGAUUGCAGGCUGGGGAAGCAUUCGUGAUGGAGUGCCCCUGCCCGAACCCCAGACCCUUCAGAAGCUGAAGGUGCCCAUCAUCGACUCAGAAAUCUGCAAACGCUUGUACUGGAGGGGUGCAGGGCAGGAAGCCAUCACUGAGGACAUGCUGUGUGCUGGUUACCUGGAAGGGGAGCGGGAUGCUUGUCUGGGCGAUUCUGGUGGUCCUCUGAUGUGCCAGGUGGAUGACUCCUGGCUGCUAACUGGCAUUAUCAGCUGGGGAGAGGGCUGUGCGGAGCGCAACCGGCCCGGUGUCUACACCAGCCUCCUAGCUCACCGCUUCUGGGUGCAGAGGAUCGUGCAAGGCGUGCAGCUGCGCGGGCACUUGGCCAGCAAUGGGGGCACGGGGAGCUCCUAG
This is a messenger RNA of Onychomys torridus (southern grasshopper mouse), 963 nucleotides long. Its product is annotated as brain-specific serine protease 4. Gene Ontology annotation, molecular function: serine-type endopeptidase activity. The record is from RefSeq and is a predicted model, not a curated record. NCBI's taxonomy places the organism in Eukaryota, Metazoa, Chordata, Mammalia, Rodentia, Cricetidae. Gene Ontology annotation, biological process: proteolysis. Bases 1 to 963 code for a protein of 320 amino acids. The transcript has 6 exons.